Molecule: messenger RNA, 699 nt
Organism: Synchytrium microbalum
Lineage: Eukaryota; Fungi; Chytridiomycota; Chytridiomycetes; Synchytriales; Synchytriaceae
Exons: 2
Coding region: 1-699 (232 amino acids)
Biological process (GO): small GTPase-mediated signal transduction
Cellular component (GO): plasma membrane
Molecular function (GO): GTP binding; GTPase activity; GDP binding
Source: RefSeq, a predicted model, not a curated record
AUGGUUGCUCGCUCAACUGCAACUUUUCACAAAACACCGCAAAAGACACUAGCUCAUAGCAAAGCAGUUAAAGCAGAUAGAGAUCCAAUAGUCAAGCCUACGCUGAGAGUCAUCACUGCCAGGAAGCAUAUAAUGGCAACCAAAUCCAACCCCCCAAAAGUCCGCAAAAUCGCCGUCCUAGGCUCUCGCAGCGUCGGCAAGUCCUCCCUAAUCCUUCAAUUCGUCGAAAACCAAUUCCAAGAAUUCUACUAUCCCACAAUCGAAAACACAUUUACCAAAAUCGUCAAAAUCCGAGGCCAGGAAUUCGCAUGUGAGAUAAUCGAUACCGCAGGACAAGACGAAUUCAGCAUCUUGAACUCUCGUCAUGCUGUCGGAAUCCACGGAUAUGUCCUCGUAUACAGUAUCGCUUCAAAGACGAGUUUUGAAAUGUGCAAGGUUAUCAGGGACAAGAUUCUGACGUACACGGGAAUCAAUUGGGUGCCUGUUGUGCUGGUGGGUAAUAAAUCGGAUUUGGGGGCUCAGAGACAGAUUACGCUUGAUGAGGCGACCAGACAGGCUAGUGCGUGGAAUUGUGCGAUUAUUGAGAGUAGUGCCAAGUUGAAUCAGAAUACAAACAAGAUAUUUGAGAUGAUGCUCGGGGAGAUUGAGAAGCAGAGUGGGGAGAGUAGUGAGCCCAAGUCGAAUUGUGUUAUAUUGUAA